ACUGUAGCGAGGCAAAGAAAGAAGGCAGGCGGAGCGUGGGCGAGAGGAAAGAACCGGGGCGGUCGUUACGAUAAAGAAAAGCGCUUGGAGAAGAGGUCGCCGCCUCCUCCCUUUUCAUAUUUGCUUAUUUCUCUCUUCCUCCAGUUUCAAUUCUGGCGCCGGCCAACACCAUGGCGAGAAGAAGAGUCGCGUGUCUGAAUUCGUAACCCCAAACCGAAAAAUCAAAUUCCAGUUCGAAUAAAUCUCACGCUGUUCUAUUCUAUUCUAUUCUAUUCCCUCCAGAAUCUCCUCCUCCUCCCUCCAAUUCCAAUCUCGCCGGAGCUCUCCGGUAUCUGAUUCCUCUCCCCUCCGUCUCUUGUUUCGCUUUGCCUCUCCGUUACCGCUCCUGCAUCUUCCGUUCUCUUCUGCUCUUCGUUCGACAGAGCCAUGCCUACAUUUAGUGCUAUAGCGUUGGACAGGUUGUUAGAACCUGGAGCUUCUAAAUCCGUUGACAAGUCUACUCCACCCAGCGGCUACCUAGUUGCAAAGCCAAAACCUCCUCCACCUCGUCCCUCGUUGCACAGGAGAAACAGCACCUCAAUCACAGAGAGGAGUCCUCAUCGCCCUCAGCUAACCCCUUCACUGUAUACAACUCCUGAAGCAACUCCUGUUCCUCCUAGUUCUCCCACUUCUUAUACCUCCUCACCCUAUAUUAUCAACCACAAGCGAAGGGGCCCACGUCUUUCGAAGAGCGCUUCUGUAGAUAACAUUGCAUCUCAGAGAAAGGCCUUAGAUAAAGACGAAGCUGAGGGGAGCUCGAAGAGUGCUGAAUCUCAGGUGGAUGAUGUAGCUAGGGAGAAGCCUGCUGCUUUGGCUCGCUUGGACUUUGACAAAGCAGAACUUAAGACGGUGAUUCCUGAGAUUUCCAAGGAAAAGGAGCUUCCUAAUGGCAUCCGCAAUAUGUCUCCUAAAGCGUUGCAAAUCAAUGGUCACCAUGAGGGUGCAAAAGCGAGGAGUAAUGGGAAAGCUGGAAGUACUAACUUGAGGCAUGGCAUUCUGAAGGACAAUGAUAGUUCAGGUGCACGAGAUAGCGAUAUUGAGGACUUUUUUGACCCACAGGAAUCAAUGAGUCAUGCUAGCAACACCGACAGUGAAGAUAAUGUUGGAUCUUCUGCUAUGCAAAAUAGCAGUGUGCAAAUGGCGGAGUUUUUUGAUGCUUGGGAAGAACUUUCGUCUGAAAGUGGGAUACAGUCUGCUCUCCAUGAUUUUCAAUCUGAACUAGGGGGAACAAGAUUGAGUUUGUUGAUGGAGAUAGAGAAGCGUAGGCAAGCGGAGGACGCACUGAAAACCGUGGAAAGCCAAUGGCAGAGAAUCAGGCAACAAUUAGCUCUUGCAGGAUUGACUGUUCCGCGUUGUCCCAUUGAUGUGGCUGAGAGUGAUGAACCAAACAGUACUACUGAUCCUGCAGAGGAGCUGUGCCAGCAGCUCGAUGUAGUUCGCUUUGUAUCCAGCUCUAUUGGACGGGGCAUUGCAAGAGCUGAGAUGGAGGUGGAGAUGGAAGCACAGCUAGAGGCGAAGAAUUUUGAGAUUGCACGAUUAGUUGACCGACUUCGUUAUUAUGAGGCUGUGAAUCGAGAAAUGUCUCAAAGGAAUCAAGAAGCUGUAGAAAUGGCUCGAAGGAAUAGGCAGGUGCAGAAGAGGAGGCAAAGGUGGGUGUGGGGUUCAAUCGCUGCUGCGAUUACUCUUGGCACUGCAGCCCUAGCAUGGUCGUACCUUCCACCGAGAGACGGAUCAGCAGCUUCAACCUCCAGCAGCUCCGUGGAAAUUGAGCAGCCUGAUAGUGCAUCUUCAGAUUGAACCAUCCUGCCUAGUCAGUGUUCUAUAUCAAUCAUAGAAGAAUAAGGUGGUUGUAUAUGACGUGGCACCGAUACAUCAGCGACCUCACUUGCAGCAGAAGCAUUUUCCUGCCUGCGGAGAUUGCAAAUCACUUGAUAAUUUCCAAAUUAUACCGUAUUACACAGCCAUAUCCGUUGUGGCAAGGCAAUCCAGAAAAAGCCGUAAAUGUUUUUGGUUUUGGUCAGUGAUUAUAUGUCAUAUUGGGAUUUCUCCUACUCAGCUACACUUCCCCCUAUUGAACUAGCUGAUUGCUAGCACAGAUUUUGUGUCCGUUCUGCUAGGUUAGUCUUUUCCUAAUUCGAUUCAUUUCCGGCACAAACACUAUUUUAGAGAUGAGUGUAGAAAUACCAGUUCCAUGGGGCAGGUGGUUUUUGCGUAUUGAGGGGUUCUUGCCGGACUGAGUAUUUGCAUUUUCUCUGAAAUGGCUCUAUGUCUUCCUCUCUUUAGGCUUCUAGACCGAACUCCCUUCUCAACAUUCACUAGAAUCUAUACCCACGGUUACGCCGCGAGCUCUAAAUUUUUUAUAGCAUGAUCAUGUGGUAGGCAGUUCAGUUGAUGGCAAACUGAGUUCGUUGUAUUAUUGUCGGUGGUCUGAAUUUAGGAGUAUUGGAAGUUUGGUUGGCGGACCUACAACAAAUAAUUAUCACAAUAAUAUUCCCUUUGGAGGAAAGAUGAGUAAAUAGCACAGAAUGGCUUGAGACCUUCAGCAGGUAACCUAGCUGCAAAGGUGACAGCAUGUUGCUCGGUGAUCCCCACUUCAAAGCAUCGAUAGGUCAUAGGGAACUUCUUUUAGAAAUAGUUGAGAACAGUCCCGCCACCCAUUCAGCAUGAAUAGCUACUAUCUUGUUGUCCGCCUCAGCUUCUUUGACUAAUGAUUCAGCAAAGUAUCGUGUGUAUGGAAGGGUAAAGGAUUUCAGCUUGAAAAGCUGCCCUGUUAGCAAACUUCACCACUCAAUAUAAAUCAAAAGAGAUCAUGUAGGGCUUGGUAGAUAGCUUCUACGAACAACCUCUUCUUUGCACCAAUGCCUUCUACUUCACCUGCAUCUGAAAAAUUCACUUCAGCUCGUACCAAAGCAGAAACACAAACUUUCCACGAAUUAGAAAAACCAUCAUUGGCGUUCUCUGCAGGUGCAAUGUCGACUGACCUCAAACUUGCAUUGCCUUUGGUUGUACAUCUAAGCAAAGAGCAUGAUUGAUAUAAAAAAUAAUUAAACCAAGAGUGAGCAGAUUACCAAGAUAGUUUCUCAUGACUGUACACAUGACUCGAAAUGAGACCAUUUAUCACCAAGAUGACAUACUCCACCGAUCUGCUCUUCUUGAAUAUAUGCAAACCAGCAAUAUCAUCAUCUUCAGGGUGAGCAGCACCUUCACAAAAAUUGGCUAUUGACACAAAAGGAUCCAUUAAGAGGAUUGGAAAUCUCAAUCUGUUGCAUAUGAAGGCUGGGGUAAGUACAAAACCAAGGAAAGUAAUUUUAAAAAAACUGCAAUCCUCAAAUUGAGUCGGCAGUAACUCACCAUGCUAUCUUGCAACGGCCAAAUAUCUGUAGAGAAUGGGAAAUCUCAAACAUGCAAAGGUAUAAGAGAAGAUAAUCACAACAAUGAAGCACAAAGUCCCUAGAACCAACAAAAGAAUUGAAGCCACUAAAAAUAUGAACUUGAAAGCCCCAAGAAGAAGCUUAUUCAGAACAAAUUGGGUCGUUUGCACGAUCAUCAAUAGGGACAGCAAGCACCCUCACCCGAGGAAUUGGCAUCCGCCUAUCUUUCCACCACCUGAGGAAUUCCUCCAUUGUGGGCUCGAUGCUCGGUGACUGAGAU
Molecule: messenger RNA, 3690 nt
Organism: Linum tenue
Lineage: Eukaryota; Viridiplantae; Streptophyta; Magnoliopsida; Malpighiales; Linaceae
Source: the annotation of a GenBank genome assembly